AUGCACAGGAAUUUGAGACGGACGUUACUAAAAGCCGCUGCGCUGAUAACACUAACAGCUGUAGCGAUAGCGACGCUAGCAACGGAGUCAGAGCUCUACGGCGAUAUACACAUUGAGGGAGAAUUUGAAUCACUCAGUCAAACUCGACAGCGUCAACAGCAGCAGCAUCUCUGCCAGCGUGAGCUACCUUCAAUCUUCUUUCAGACCUUGAGGAAUACACCUGUCCGAGGUAAUGGAUCUACCAUAUACUACCAUCGCAUUGAAUUGUGCUGCGAAGGCUAUCGUCCGGAUCCUUAUACAGGUUUAUGUGUUGCGGACUGUGCCCACAUUUCGCCGGACAACUGCCGGAAUGGCUUUUGUCGUGAUCCCGGGAAUUGUGAGUGCUUCUCGGAGUUUGUGCGCAAUGAACAGGGGGCAUGUAUCCACACUUGCCCCAUUGCCUGUCAGCAUGGACGUUGCUAUCUGAACGGCACUUGUGUCUGUCAAAAGGGCUAUGUCCUCGACAAUGAGACGCGUCUCUUCUGCCGUGCCCAUUGUCCCAAGGAAUGUGGCACGCAUGAGGAGUGCGUUGCCCCAAGUCAAUGUGAUUGUGCAACUGGAUAUCGUCGCACCUCGGAACUAGGAUGCCAGCCCAUUUGUGCCCCAGACUGCGGCUACGGCAAGUGCGUGGCUCCUAAUCAGUGUGAGUGCUUUCCCGGAUUUAUUAAGAGGCCGCAGCGCAAUGUCUGCGAGGCUGAAUGUUACAUAAACUGCGAGAAUGGCUUUUGUGAGUCACGCUACAAGUGUCAUUGCCGUGAGGGCUAUCGUUUCGAUAUUAACAGUACCAGCUGUCUGCCCGAGUGUCAGGAUAACUGUGGCCAGGGCAAUGGAGUUUGCAUUGCUCCGGGUGUCUGUCGCUGCUUCCAGGGCUACGAGCUGCGCGGAAACAGCUGUGUGCCAAAGUGCACUGGCUCUUGCGGAUCCUAUGGCAAAUGCCUGGCCCCUAAUAUUUGUGGAUGUGGACCUGAUGAACAGCAUUGCCUGUAUGGGAGCUGUGAUGCCAAUGGCCAUUGUCAAUGCCCGUUCGGACAGACGCACUUCAUCGACCGAUGCCUGCAGCUGCAGCACAUUGCUAAUCAGCUGAGUAGCCUAGAUCGACGAAAGGAUCGAAAUCAGGAGUUGAAAUAUGAAUUUUACGCACUUAUUGGACGUCUGUUUAAUUGGAUGUGGGAUUAAAAUUUUAACAAAUAAUUCGAAUAAAAUGCAUACUAGACGA
This is a messenger RNA of Drosophila innubila, 1255 nucleotides long. Its product is annotated as tenascin. The transcript is spliced from 4 exons. Bases 1 to 1215 code for a protein of 404 amino acids. NCBI's taxonomy places the organism in Eukaryota, Metazoa, Arthropoda, Insecta, Diptera, Drosophilidae. The record is from RefSeq and is a predicted model, not a curated record.